UGAAGAAAUUACAAAAAAUAUUUUGUGGAAAAUUGAUUCGGAUGUUAGUUUUCCGAAGACUGUGGACGCGAUUUUUCGUCGGUAUAUUCUUUCAGUCAGUCAGUUUAAUUCGAUCGGAGAAAAUUGUGAAGCAGACUUUUAGCGUGAUCAGACCAAUUCAAUUACAAAUCGAAAUGGUGCACGUAAAUUCGUUCUUGGGUUGUGCGAAGAUCGAAACUGGAGGCAAAAUUGUCGCAUUCCUGCAAAUAAUAACCUACGCAAUUGUCUUGAUUUUAUUCUUAGCCGCCAUCUGUCUCGCUCCGGUUAGCGAGCAAACCGAAAGAAUGAUACUCAAAGACGACCAAAUUGUGGCAGAAAUCGAAUCGAAACCUUCUGCUACUGUUCUAGUUCUAAUUGCAAUAUUCAUUACGGCCGCUUGUAUUGCAAUUGUGGUGAUCGCCUGUCGAAGUUUUAACGCAAUCAACACACGAAAUCACACCCGUAUGUUUGAGAUGAUGGCGUUGAUGUUUGCGAUUACAUGUUUCUACCUCUACGUCUUUUUCAUACAGCUCUGGUUAUGGCCAUCUCUAUGCUUAGGGGCAUUGAUCGCUGCUGCAUACAAUUUUUACCUGUUCAUCGUUGUGUAUUCCCUCUACAGAGUAUUCCGAAAGGAACACGAACAGGAAGCUAUACGACAACUGCAAUCAAAGACCGAGACAAACGUUUAAAGUGUCCUCUCGUUCAAAUUUUCUAAAAAAGGUGCCGCUGGUAGCUGUAGUUGAGAUUACAAAGUUGUAUUGGUGGUAGAGAAUGGUCUUAAUUGUACAAAUCAAAUACAAAAGCAAUUUGCGUAUUUUUACCGGAAA
Molecule: messenger RNA, 845 nt
Organism: Bradysia coprophila
Lineage: Eukaryota; Metazoa; Arthropoda; Insecta; Diptera; Sciaridae
Source: RefSeq, a predicted model, not a curated record